GGAACUCUUUUUUAAAGUUUUAUUUUGUUUUUUUGUUUUUAAUUAUUGCUUCUUCCCCUCUUUUUAUUGCUUUGGCUUGGGAGAUUAAUUUACUUCAUUGUUACCCACAAAUUUGAUGGCCUCUCUCUUUAGAUUGUUCACUUUAUUCUUCUUUGUUGUGAUCUCCAACUUCCUCCUUCUGCCCAAUGUUGUUCUUUGUGAUGUGAAAGACGACAACAUUCUAGAAGCCAUCAACCAAUACCGGCUAUCAAAGAAUCUAUCAAGUCUUUCUUCUAACAGAAAUGCAGCAUGUUUGGCUAGUAGACUUGCUUAUAAGCUAAGAGAUGAGCCUUGUUCAAGUGCAGAAAAUUUCAACAAGGAAAUUAGCUCUGAAGCUAAGCUUGCAGAUUUCCCUAAACUCUUGAAAAAAUGUCACAUAGCCUACAACUCCUCUGUUGAUGGCAUCAUUCUCCCCGCUUGCGUCCCCAAGCUCGAACCUGCAUUCGUCAUUAGUAACUACAGCAAUUCCCACGAUGUCGAAUACAUCAACGACGGGAACUAUACGGGUGCUGGGGUUGGGACGUUCGACAAUAAUUGGGUUGUCGUCGUUCUUAGCACCAAUACGUCGACCGGGGACUAUGCGAGUGGUGGUUCGACGUCUUUGGUUGUUGUUGGGGGUGGUCGCAUCGGUGUGAUGGUUGCAUUGUUAGGGAUGUUUGUUUCAGCUUUGUUAUUUUGAUACUCUUUUUUUUUUUCUUUAUCUUGGUUGAGUUCUUGAUCUCUUCCUUGGAAAAGGCCUUUUGUUUGGGUUUUAUGCAUUAUACUUGUUUCUUGUUAUGGGCA
Benincasa hispida (wax gourd) is the source of this 822-nucleotide messenger RNA. RefSeq names its product putative GPI-anchored protein At3g06035. Lineage: Eukaryota; Viridiplantae; Streptophyta; Magnoliopsida; Cucurbitales; Cucurbitaceae. The record is from RefSeq and is a predicted model, not a curated record.